AUAAUUUUCAAAAUUUUGCUUUGCAGGAUUUCUUUUUCGGCCCUUCCUUCCGUGCAGGUUUUUUUUUCAAAAUCAUCCAAUCCCCCCUCAAAAUUAUAAUGGAUCGCCACUAAAUUGUAUACACGUUGACUAAAUUGUUAAUAUAACUAGACAAUCAUCAACGCAUGGAAAUAUAGUUAAAUCGUUAUUACAUUGUGAUUUCAGACUGUUGGAUGUGAUAACAUACUMSGRUCUAAUGCAGAGUUUGAUCGAUGUGGUCAGUGUACCGGCAAUGGUUCCUCAUGUAAAACCGAAAGGGGAGCAUAUCUUAAACACUUCAGAGAAUAUGGUAUAAACAACGCCGAUACUGUCGCAGUACUYCCUACAGGAACUACGAAUGCGAACUUCAAGCAACGCGGAGAGUCAUGGAAUUUGCUGGGAAUACAAGAUGCAAAAGGAAACUUCCUGAUCAAAUUCCCAACCUAUUCCAAAACUAUCUACCACAAGGGAACGAAGAUAGUUUACACUCACGAGUCAGCGGUAACUAAAGACACAUUGGAUAUCUCAGGACAACCAACCAAUGAGGAGCUUUUUAUUAAAUUCAUUUAUUUUUACGGCGAUAAUGAAGGAGUCGACUACAAAUAUAACGCACCUUCAAAUGUCUCACAGCCGCCACCAAGCUUUGCAUGGAGAAUCUCAGAAUGGACCAGCUGUUCGCGGUCAUGUGCAAUAGGUACCAAGACUCGUAACAUUCAUUGCUAUCGUUCCGAUGACAAUACCACCGUUGGAGAUCAGUAUUGUAAUGCAACGGAAAUGCCCAUCAAACAAAAAGAAUGUAACAAACAUGCCUGUCCAGAGGAGUGGCACUUAUCAAAAUGGACCCCGUGUUCUAGGACAUGUGGCGGUGGUUCCCAAGUACGGACACUUAAAUGUCGACAAAUGACUGCUCCUUCAAAAUACUUGGAARUMYACCAUAGUCAAUGUGACGCCAAGACAAAACCUGAUGUGACCGAUUUCCAUCGAGAAUGUAAUAAGAUUUCUUGCCCACCAAUGUGGAAGGCUCUUAGAUGGUCAGAGUGCUCCGUGACAUGUGGACAAGGUGUGGCUGCAAGGCAAGUACUUUGCACACAAAUAAACAAUAACGGAAUGGAGUUAAACAUUACAAGACAACUUUGCAGUCAAGAAUCAAGACCAUCKACUUCUAGGAGCUGUGAUACUGCCGUCAACUGUCCAGUACCAAAAAUGUUUGGUAUCGCGUGUUUCAAAGCUGAUCCAAUUCCACUGGAACAAACCCUUGGUGAUUUUACCAGCACCAUCACUUGGGACAAUACCAAAGAUGUUGUCGAUCAAUGUGCUUCUCUGGCUUACAAUAAAGGCUACAUGUAUUUUGCCCUUGGAAAUAACGGAAUAUGUUACUCUGGGCCAAACACCAAAACAAUUUAUCCAACAGUUAACGCUUAUGGAGUGAACAAAGAAAAAUGCGCAGAUGGUGUUGGAAGAGCAGGGCAUUUUUUUGUUUACACUUUUGAACCUCUGCCAUCAUAUACAUCUCUGGGAUGCUAUGGAGAUAAAGACGAUAUCCGGGUUUUUCCUGUGUUAUAUGCGUACAUGCGUUCUCAAGUCAAUUGGUAUUUUCCAAACAGGACCGUCGACCAGUGCGCUAAGGUAGCACGUGACAUGUCCUAUAAGUACUUUGGAAUCGAGUUCUACGGCGAAUGCUACUCAGUAGAUGAGUCCAUUGCUGCAAAUGAUUACAACAAGUAUGGUUCCAGAGACGGUUGCUGGGGAGGAAUAGGGAGCAAGUGGCAAUUAUCUGUCUACAAGUUUAACUAAAGAUGGGAAUAUUUUCGGUGGAACUUACGUACGCAAGAAUUGCGUAUCAAACAUAAUGUCUAUUGCUAAAACCUAUAUGUUAUUUAUAUGUGUGUUAUUUAUAUCAAUAAAUUUUGUUUAAUGGUUGUAUUUGACAUAUGGUGUGC
Exaiptasia diaphana is the source of this 1958-nucleotide messenger RNA. Its product is annotated as protein madd-4-like. Bases 793 to 1812 code for a protein of 339 amino acids. NCBI's taxonomy places the organism in Eukaryota, Metazoa, Cnidaria, Anthozoa, Actiniaria, Aiptasiidae. Gene Ontology annotation, molecular function: metalloendopeptidase activity. The transcript is spliced from 10 exons. Gene Ontology annotation, cellular component: extracellular matrix. Gene Ontology annotation, biological process: extracellular matrix organization. The record is from RefSeq and is a predicted model, not a curated record.